This is a messenger RNA of Hydatigera taeniaeformis, 978 nucleotides long. The record is from the annotation of a GenBank genome assembly. NCBI's taxonomy places the organism in Eukaryota, Metazoa, Platyhelminthes, Cestoda, Cyclophyllidea, Taeniidae.
AUGAUGAGUAUACUGCCUGGUGGUGCAGCUGCCAAGCCCUUCAUCACACACCACAAUGAAUUGGAUCUAGACCUCUACCUGCGUGUGUCGCCUGAACUCUUCCUCAAGAUGCUUGUCGUGGGUGGGAUGCCGCGUGUUUACGAGAUUGGAAAACUCUUUCGCAACGAAGGGAUUGAUCUUACUCACAACCCAGAGUUUACUUCGUGCGAGUUUUAUAUGGCUUUUGCAGACUACAAUGAUCUAAUCACGAUUACUGAGGACUUAAUAUCCGGUAUGGUGAUGAAGCUGUUCGGCACCUACAAGCUGACUUAUCAACCGGAGCCCGACAUGCCCCCACAGGAGGUCGACUUUACGCCACCCUUUAAACGCAUCGACCUCUAUGACGCCUUGAAGGAGCACUACACAGGUGUGGAAUUCCCACCUCCGGAGACCCUUCAUACAGAGGAGGCUCGUCACAAACUGGUAGCCAUCGCUGCCAAGUUUGGCGUGCAGUGCAGUGAACCACAAACUUCUGCUCGCCUCUUGGAUAAGCUUGUGGGUGAGCGAAUCGAACCUCUGUGCAUCAAUCCUACCUUUAUCAUGAACCACCCAGAAGUUAUGAGCCCUCUGGCCAAGUGGCACCGCUCGCGACCGGGUCUAACUGAGCGCUUUGAGAUGUUCUGUCUCACCAAAGAGCUUAUCAACGCGUACACUGAGUUAAACGACCCCGUUGUCCAGCGUGAACGCUUUGAGGAGCAAGCCAAGGAUAAGGCUGCAGGGGACGACGAAGCAAUGUUUGUGGAUGAGAACUUUGUGAAUGCGCUCACCUAUGGUCUGGCUCCAACCGCAGGCUGGGGCUUCGGUAUUGACCGUUUCAUGAUGUUCAUGUCGAACACGAACAACAUCCGAGAGGUCAUUAUUUUCCCCACCAUGCGGCCGGAGGAGAACAGCACCUCCUGUGAGGCAUCAGUUGAUGCAAAGACGUCUGUCGAUAAGUGA